GUUGGCAAUGGGUAUGCAGACGGCCGCAGCGGCGGCGGUGACGACAGCAUCGGCAGGACCGACGGCGGCGCGGACGGGUUCGGCCAGAGCGCCGUCACCGACAGCAGCAUCGGCGGGAGCGGAGGCGGUACGGACGGCUUCGGCCAGAGCGCCGUCCCCGGCAGCAACAUCGGCGGUGACGGCAUCGGUGACGGGGGGAACGGCAGCAGCAGUAGCAGCAGCGGCGUCCCCGGUCGCCGCUUUGGCGUUGGGUAUCCAGACGGCCGCAACGGCGGCGGUAGCGACAUCGGUGACGGGGGGAACGGCAACGGCGGCAGCAGCAGCGGCGUCCCCGGUCGCCGCGUUGGCGUCGGGUGUCCAGACGACCGCAGGGUCGGUGGCGGCGGCACCGGUGACGGAGGUAUGUAACGAAGAGUUGAAAGAAGCGGUUGGUGCGACAACCAUGCCGUUGCCAGUCCUCGAGGAACUUGAUAGCCAAUGUGCCGGGGGGCACGUGAGCAACAGCAGCAUCAGCAGCAGCAGUAGCAGCAGCUGCAGCAGCGGGGACAGCGGCGGCGAUGGGAGCGGGGACGAGGGGUUGGAUGAAAUAUGGAGUGGAGCCCCGACGCACCCUUUCGACCCUGGGAAGGCUGAGGGGGAUGUGAGCAUCAGCAGCGGCAGCAGCAGUAGCGGCAGCAGCGAGGAAGCGGUGGUGAUGGGAGCGGGGAUGAGGGAUUGGAUGAAACCUGGAUUGGAGUCCAGACGCACCCCUUCGACCCCGGAACGGGAGUGGCAGCUCCGGCGGCGGCAACGGCGACAACGGCAGCAGCCGCAGCAGCGACGGAAGUGGCGGCUUCGGCCAGAGCUCCGGCGGCGACACCGGCGGCGGCAGGAGCAGCGACAGGAGUGGUUGCUUCGGCCAGAGCUCCGACGGCAGCAGAAGACGGCAGCGGCGGCUUUGGCCAGAGCCCCGUCGGCGGCAGCGGCGACAACGGCGGCGGUGGUAGAGGCGGCAGUAGCGACGUCACCGGCAGCCGUGUUGACGCUGGAACUCAUGAUGGUCGUGGCGGCGGGGAACGGCAACGGCGGCGAUGGCAGCGGCGGCAGCAGUGGUGACGCCCUCGAGUCGACCGGGAACGGGGAGGACACGGUGACAGCGACGACCUCACCUUGUUACAGCCAAGUGAGAGAGCAUGUGAAUCGUUUUCGACUUUGUUCGGUUUUGUGAGCAGGCAUGUACGUUUCCGCUUCGCCAUUUGGCUUCGUAUUUAUUUUUUUGUUCUGUUUUUCCCUUGCUAGCGCACUGUGCACUUUGAUGCAGAAAACACGUGUAUGCCA
Molecule: messenger RNA, 1317 nt
Organism: Ectocarpus sp. CCAP 1310/34
Lineage: Eukaryota; Phaeophyceae; Ectocarpales; Ectocarpaceae
Source: the annotation of a GenBank genome assembly